Messenger RNA from Eublepharis macularius, 1954 nucleotides. It is a transcript of the gene CTSA, whose product is annotated as cathepsin A. NCBI's taxonomy places the organism in Eukaryota, Metazoa, Chordata, Lepidosauria, Squamata, Eublepharidae. The transcript is spliced from 15 exons. Gene Ontology annotation, molecular function: serine-type carboxypeptidase activity. Gene Ontology annotation, biological process: proteolysis. The coding region runs from base 44 to 1498 and encodes 484 amino acids. The record is from RefSeq and is a predicted model, not a curated record.
CCCAUUCGCCGCUCGGGAGGCAGGAGCCGCUGCAGGCGAGAAGAUGCGUCCUGCCGGAGCCGCGCCGCUCGCUUGGCUGCUGCUGCUGGGCCUGGCGGCCGGGGCCGGGGUCGGGGUCGGGGCGGCGCCGCCGGGGCACGAGGUGGCCUUCCUGCCGGGGCUGGCCAAGCAGCCGGGCUUCCGCCAGUUCUCGGGCUACCUGGACGUGGACCAGGACAAGCACCUGCACUACUGGUUCGUGGAGGCGCAGGGCGACGGCGCGGCGGAGAAGAAGCCCCUGGUGCUGUGGCUGAACGGCGGGCCCGGCUGCAGCUCCGUCACCGGCCUCCUGACCGAGCACGGGCCCUUCACGAUUCAGGAUGACGGAGCCACCCUGGAGUACAACGACUACGCCUGGAACAAGCUGGCCCACGUGCUGUACCUGGAGUCCCCCGUCGGCGUUGGCUACUCCUAUUCAGACGGCAAAGACUACCGGACAAACGAUACUGAGGUGGCCCGUGUGAACUACCUGGCCCUGAAGGAGUUCCUCCGCCUCUUCCCAGAAUACGGUGGCAAGGACCUGUACCUCACUGGCGAGAGCUACGGUGGCAUCUACCUCCCCACCCUGGCAGUCUUGGUCAUGGAGGACCCCGGCCUCAACUUGAAGGGUGUUGCAGUGGGCAACGGGCUGUCCUGCUAUGAAACCAACGACAACUCCCUGGUGUAUUUUGCCUACUACCAUGGCCUCCUCGGCACCAGGCUGUGGACAGACUUGCAGAAUUUCUGCUGUUCAAAGGGGAAAUGCAACUUUCACGACAGUUCGAGCUUGAACUGCACUCUUGCGAUGGUGGAGGUGAUCCGCAUAGUGGACGAGUCGGGUCUCAACAUCUAUAACCUCUAUGCGCCGUGUGCUGGGGGAGUGCCCGGAAGCUACAGGUACGACGACGGAAAGCUCGUCACUCACGAUCUGGGGAAUAACUUCAUGCUGCAGCCGGUUCGUUACUCUUGGAGGCAGAAUCUGCUGGCGUUGCCUGCAGGCAAGAAGGGUGUGCGGCUCGACCCUCCCUGCACCAACACCACCGCCCCCUCCACCUACAUGAACGACCCACAGGUGCGCAAGGCCCUGCACAUUGUUGACGAUGGCCCUGAGUGGGAGAUGUGCAGCUUUGCGGUGAGCCGGGGCUACAAGCGCCUCUUCACCAAGAUGAAUGAGCACUACUUGAAGCUGCUGAGCACCAUGAAAUACCGCAUCUUGUUGUACAACGGGGACGUGGACAUGGCCUGCAACUUCCUGGGGGACGAGUGGUUCGUGAACUCCUUAAAACAGAAGGUGGAAGUCAGUCGGCGGCCCUGGAUCUACACAGAUGAGAAGGGGCAGGAUCAGAUCGGGGGCUUUGUGAAGGAAUUCACUAACAUUUCCUUCCUCACUGUCAAGGGAGCAGGCCAUAUGGUGCCCACUGACCAGCCGCGAGCCGCCUUCAACAUGUUUGAGCGCUUCAUCAACCGGAAGCCCUUCUAGCGCUGGGGCUGCUGUGCCUCCCCCUCCAGGGGUGCUCUGCCUCCACCCCUCCCGCAGUGGGGCUGCUGCUGCUGCGCCUGUAGUGUUGUGAUUGCAAAGACCAAAUCCUGCACUCCUGGCCCCCAGCCCGGGCUGCUGCAGGGGCCGCUCUCACCACUGACGUUCCUCCCUCUGCCCUGUAGGCGUCCUGGGCCCCCGCGGUGGUCUGUGGUGUUGGGGUGUCUGUCGCAGGGCUCUCCCCUCCUGUUUCCUCCUCUUUUGCACUGCCUUUGGGAAGGGCGAAGGGGCCUCCGAAGGGCCCCCUUCUCCGCCUGAGUUCUCAACCACUCAUCACGAUGAAGGAGUCUGAAUGGGAGGGCGAAGGGCAGCCUGGCUGGGCCAGGGCUUGGCUGGAGCCCCCCUCUCUGCAACUCAAGUGGGGUGCAGGGCAUGCUAUUAAAUAGUUUUUCGAAAGGA